UCCAUACGAAGUAGUCUAUUACACCGAGAAAAGCUCUCUGCAACUCACUCACUCCACUUCUGAGACCAUGGCUUCUGCUACUCUCACCACAUCAGCAAGCCAUGGCCACCUCCCUCACCUCGCUAUCUUUCCGUUCAUGGCGAAGGGCCACACCAUCCCGCUCAUACAGCUUGUCAACUACCUCCGUCACCAGCGCCUCGCCGCCGUCACCUUCUUCACCACCCCGGGCAACGCCGCCUUCGUCCGCGAUGGGCUGUCGACGUGCGGCGGCGCCGGUGAGGACGACGACGAUGACGACUUAGCCGUCGUCGAGCUCGCGUUCCCCGCGGCCGACGCAGCAUCACCGGGCGGCGCCGAGAGCGCCGAGGGGCUCACGUCCAUGGCGUCGUUCGUCGCCUUCGCGGAGUCCACGUCGCUGCUGCGGCCGCGGUUCGAGGCGUCCGUCGCCGCCAUGCGGCCCCCGGCGAGCUUCCUCGUCGCCGACGCGUUCCUGCACUGGACCAACGACUCCGCGGCCGUGCUCGGCGUCCCCAAGGUGUCCUUCCUUGGCACCUCGACGUUCGCGCACGUCAUGCGCGAGCUGAUUGUCCGCCAAGACCCGUUCGCCGUCCUGCGGCCCAGGGACGCCGUCGACGACGACGACGAGAACGGCGGCGGUGGCGGGCCGCCGGCGACGACGUUCUCCAUGCCGGAGUUCCCGCAAGUCAAGCUGUCGGUGGAGGAGCUUAUGCUGACGUUCAGGGACUCGUCGGCGUUCGUGGCGAUGAUGGAGCUGGACGCGAAGAUGGGGAAGUCCAUCGAGGAAAGCCAUAGCUUGAUCAUCAACACGUUCCAUGGCCUAGAGGCUCCCUACAUCAAGUUCUGGAACGAACAUGUUGGGCCUAGGGCCUGGCCCAUCGGUCCACUCUGCCUUGCGCAGCCCGCAUCUGCGCCCGCCGCUACCCGGCCCUCAUGGAUGGCGUGGCUGGACAACAAGGCGGCUGCCGGCCAGUCGGUACUGUACAUUGCGCUCGGGACUCUAGCGGUGAUCCCAGAAGUACAGCUCAAGGAAGUCGCCAAAGGGUUGGAGAGGGCCGAGGUUGACUUCAUAUGGGUCGUAAGCCCUAAAGACAUCGACCUCGGCCCAGGGUUCGAAGAACGCGUCAAGGGAAAGGGGAUAGUGGUAAGGGAUUGGGUUGAUCAAUCCCAAAUUUUGCAACACAAGAGUGUGCGAGGUUUCCUCAGUCACUGCGGGUGGAACUCUGUGCUUGAGAGUGUCACGGCUGGUGUGCCACUAGCAGUUUGGCCAAUGAAUUUUGACCAACCGCUCAAUGCGAGAUUCUUAAUUGAUGAUAUGAAGAUAGCGGUUAUGGUUUGGACGAGCAAUAGUCUCAGGCGAGGUUUGGUUACACAUGAGGAGAUCUCAAGGGUGGUGACGGAGCUGAUGUUAGGAAAGGUGGGGGUAGAAGCUGCUAAGAAUGUUGCAAAGCUGUCGACUUUAGCUAAGAAGGCUGUGGAUGAAGGAGGAUCAUCAUGGGUUGUAGUGAGGGAGAUGAUCAAUGAGUUGUGCGCAAUCAAUGCUAAUAGGAAGUAAGAGAGAAACCUUGAUCAUAUCAUAAUUUGAUUAGACAGGUUCAACUCUUAAUUUGAUGAGUUGGCAUAUCUGUGUGUAUUGGAUGGAGUAUUUGGGGGAUAUGGGGGUUGGUGCUUGCAUCUAUAGAUGUAACAUGAUUCUCUUUGUGUA
Oryza sativa Japonica Group (Japanese rice) is the source of this 1723-nucleotide messenger RNA. Its product is annotated as UDP-glycosyltransferase 90A1. The record is from RefSeq and is a predicted model, not a curated record. NCBI's taxonomy places the organism in Eukaryota, Viridiplantae, Streptophyta, Magnoliopsida, Poales, Poaceae. Gene Ontology annotation, molecular function: UDP-glucosyltransferase activity.